UAGCUGCGGUGUAGCGUGAACAGCAAAGCGAUUAAAUUCAGUCUUGUUUGAAUUGUGCGUUGAGAACCUCAGUAUACACAGUAAUAAACCUUUGCUUUGUUAACAUACUCGUACACAUACUCAUCUCUAAAAAAUCUAAGGGUGUUGUGUUACACUCUUUUUGCUACUUUCAUCUAAUAAUUUCAUUCUACGAGAACUAUUUUAGUCUGAUUUUAUUUAGAGUUUUCACGUAUGAAAAAAAAUUCAUUAACUAGCAAUGAUCACGAGUUGUGCGAAAAGACGUGCUCUUCAGAGUAAUUCCAGUGAACUGAACCGUUUUAUGGAAAAAUUAGUGGGAAAAAUAUUUAGCUUCUACGACGAACAGUCUCUAAUCGAUGUGACAUUUAAAGUAUCAAACCCAACGGCUGUUGUACCCGCGCAUCGUUUGAUACUCGCAGCAGCGAGUCCAUACUUUGAGAACCUUUUCAAUAGCGAUCAAGGCAAUAAUCCCGACAUCGAGAUAAAUGAUAUUGAUAGCGAUAUUUUUAAGGGUCUAAUAACCUUUUGUUACACCGGAGAGGCCCUCAUUACCGUUAACAACGUCGGUGCUAUGCUAAAGGCGGCAGUCAUCUUGCAAUUGGAAGAUGUCAUAAAUAAUUGUGCGGACUACCUAAAGACACAUAUCAAUGAACACACAUGGCAGGCUGCUUACACGCUUGAGCGAGAAACGCAAUGUGAACGGCUUCGGCAAAAACUCAUCGAAUAUGAAAUAAAGAACUUCAUGGAAAUCAGUCGACGCGAUGAGUUUUUGAAUUUUGAUGUAGAAAAAUUGCAACGUAUUCUGGAAUCUGACAAUUUGAAUAUAACUCGUGAAGAAGAUGCCUACGAUGCCAUAAAACGCUGGUUCAAUUACGAUGUAUCUGCACGUCAAGAGUCACUGCCACAUUUAAUAGCUUGUCUCCGGCUUCCCCAAUUCGAUGCGGACUUUCUGUUGACACAUAUUCAGUCGUUACCUGGUUGUGAGCUGCUGGCCUUCAAGGCGCUAACGUGGAUCGGAGAGCCUGCAGCACGAACAAAGAUAAAUAUGCGAUUCACAGAACCACGUGUUACUUGUGAGAAAACAUUCCUGACGCUUGCCUCAACCAAGAUGAAUCACAAUCUGCUGCAAUAUAAUAAAGCUGAGGAUAAGUGGCAAGAAUACGCGAGUUUAGAAAUCGAUUACACAAAUUAUUGGCCGAUUUUAAAGGAUGAAAAUAUAUUAUUUAUUGGUGGCUAUAAAAGUGGUGUAUCAUGCAACAUCGUCCGCAGCUUGAAUAUACGAAAUAAGACAUGGCAAAAUUUGUGCGCCAUGAAGCAAGCAAGAUGUGGACAUUGUGUUGUCGAAUUAGAUGGUAAAAUCUACGCGAUUGGUGGUUUAGAGGGUAUCAAGGUUUUGUCGUCGGUGGAAAGAUAUACGCCAUCCAGUGGUUGGGAGUCCCUGAGCAGUUUGAAUGUUGGACGGUUCGAUGCCAGUGCAGCGAUUUUGAAUGGUAAACUUUACUUACUGGGCGGUAGAAAUAUUAAUGGAGCCCUAAAACUCAUCGAAUGCUACAAUCCGGAUUCGAAUACUUGGACUUCUUGCGCUGAUAUGAUGGAAUGUCGCGUUUAUCCUGAUGUGUAUGCACAUAAGGGUCAUAUUUAUGUUUUAGACAAGUAUUCUGCUAACCGUAGGCAAAGUGUUGAACGUUAUGAUCCUGAGCGAAACACGUGGUCUAAGAUUUGUUGUCCUGACUGGGCUCGAAUUGCAGGCAUGUCGUUAGACAAUAAGCUUUGGCUUUUUGGUCCUCUUGAAUCUGAGGACAUAUCAAGUGUAUCAAUUUAUGACGAGGACAAUGACCGAUGGGUAAAAAAGCGCUCAUUACCCAUAGUAAAGGAAUAUACCCCCUUUAUUGUGCCUGUAGCCUUACUAUCGUCCAAAUGAAUAAAUAAUAUUAUUAUAUAUUUUUUUAAAUAUUUUUCUUAUAAGAAAUACAAUAAA
This is a messenger RNA of Bactrocera dorsalis (oriental fruit fly), 1996 nucleotides long. Its product is annotated as kelch-like protein 17. The transcript has 8 exons. NCBI's taxonomy places the organism in Eukaryota, Metazoa, Arthropoda, Insecta, Diptera, Tephritidae. Gene Ontology annotation, molecular function: protein binding. The record is from RefSeq and is a predicted model, not a curated record. The coding region runs from base 257 to 1939 and encodes 560 amino acids.